UGUCUCCCCCAAGGACUGCAGUCUGUAGAGUCCUGGAGAGAGGCAAUAUCACAGCAGGAGGUGAGGCGCUCCGACCGCGGAGCAACCCCCCCCCCCAGGGCUCUGCGCAUGCUGCGCCUUUGAAGAGAGUCCAUCAGGUGCAGGCACCCUCCAGUGGCCCCUGGUCACUGGUCCCUGAUCCCACGCCUGGAAAGCUCUGAGGCUCUGGAGGGCCUGUGGGCUGGAGUGGGGCAGAGAAACCAGCUAGUACCACCCUUGGGACCCAGGAACACCAGGGAUCCCUUACCUGCCAGGGACACCAAGGCAGGCCAGGCGACGCAGGGACCUGCUGGGCCAGCAGCCCUGUCAUGACAGAAGAUGGUCACAAACAGUGAGUGUCUGCUCCCCUACUACACGGCCCAGAGCAGCUCUGGCACCGGCAUGUUCAGCACCACCAUGGGGAAGCUGCAGCGGCACCUGCACAAGGGUGAGUACGACAUGUUCAAGUAUGCCCCGAUAUUCGAGAGCGACUUCAUCCAGAUCACCAAGCGGGGAGAGGUGAUUGACGUGCACAACCGUGUGCGCAUGGUGACUGUGGGCAUCGCCUGCACCAGCCCCAUUCUCCUGAUCCCCGAUGUCAUGCUCCUGGCCCGGCCGGCCACCAACUGUGAAGAGUUCGAGGGAUUCAGUCAGGCCACCAAGGGGAAAAGCCGCAAAGGCCCAAAGCCCUUGGAGCUCACCAGGCUUCUCCCCUUGAAGUUUGUAAGGAUCUCUGUUCACGACCGUCAAAAACAGCAGCUGCGCCUGAAGUUUGCCACAGGCCGGUCCUGCUACCUACAGCUAUGUCCUCCUCUUGACGCACGCGAAGACCUCUUCACCUACUGGGAGAAACUGAUUUACCUCCUGCGGCCGCCUGUGGACAGUAAUAGCAGCACCUAUGCCACCCCUGCAGAGGACAUGCUGUGCAUGCCGGCACUGGCCGAUGAGGACAGGACCAGCCUGGCUGCCCAAGACUCCCAAGGCAAAGGCGACCAGGACCAGGUCAGCAUCCGGAGCCUCCAUGUGGUCCCUGAGGUGACAAGGGCCACCUCUGCCGCCUACGCUGGUGGGGAGGGAGUCAAGCCUGGUUCUCACACAUCCAAUGCCACACCAAAAAUAUCUACCUCAAAAUCAAGAUCCACUGAGUUUGCCCAAGACUCAGCACGAGGGACAAAGACAGAGGCCGUGGCAGGUGGGGCAGUAGCGGCGGCAGGGACAGCAGGAGUAGCAGGGACGGCAUCAGGCACCUUGAGUGUGGCGGCAACCAAGUCAGGCUCUGGAGAGGUGAACGCAGCCUUGGCAGGGGCAGCUUCCGUAGGGGAAGGAGAAAGCAAAAGCCCUAGAGCAGGCACUGACAAGACACCCCCAAAGAGCCUGAGUGUUGCCUUGGCAGGGGCCGUGAACCAGUUCUCGGAGCCCAGGUCCGACGGCUUCUCCCCAGAGAACAGCAUGAGCGCUGCAUUUGCAGGAGGAGAAGCCACCAGCAAUGAGCCUGGGAAAGCACCCAACCCCGCAGCCGGGGGAACAAUGGCAAGUAAAAGUCCCAAGGGUGCAGAGGCUGGACAGCAGCGCAUGCCCCCAGCCAGUGAAGCUACUCUCAAGGAACGAAGAGAAAAAAAGAAGAGAGAAGACAGAGCCACCAGCAGGGGCUCCUCUCACCGCAAGACACAUGAAGGUCGCCACAGGACAUCAGAGGACAAGAUGGCCCGGAAGUCAUCUAGUCAGUCCUUAUCCAGCCACAGAACACACAGAGCCAGUAAAAAGGAAACAGGCAGCCACCGCAGUGCCAGGGGUGGCAGGCACAACCGCGCCCCCAAAGGCAUCAGCCGCAGCCCCAUUGAGAAGGAGUCCAGGACCUCGCACAAAUCCGGAAGAAGCUUAUCCACCACGAGCUCAGGUUCCACACCCAAGAGACGCGGCAAGAUCAGCUCUUUUCUGAGGAAUGUCAAGGCCAACCUCAGAACAAAGGGGAUGGCCUCACUGCGUGGUGGUGAUGUGGACGUGGUGGCCAAGACAGUAGAGAAGACCAAAUUGGAGGCCAUUGUGGAGACAGCAGAGAGUGGACAGGGAGUGGAGAUCGUUAGCUCUGUGACAUCCGAGGUCACCGAGGCGGUGAUUGUGGAAGCCCAUUAAAUAGCACCCAGAGCCAGAAGCUCCUAAGGCCCCAGCAAGCACCCUGAGAGAGCCAAUCCUA
This is a messenger RNA of Octodon degus (degu), 2212 nucleotides long. It is a transcript of the gene Garin4, whose product is annotated as family with sequence similarity 71 member A. NCBI's taxonomy places the organism in Eukaryota, Metazoa, Chordata, Mammalia, Rodentia, Octodontidae. The coding region runs from base 358 to 2151 and encodes 597 amino acids. The record is from RefSeq and is a predicted model, not a curated record. Gene Ontology annotation, cellular component: nucleus. The transcript has a single exon.